GGCAAAUUGGUAAUAAGAGCAAGAAUAUCAUACAUAACACCAUUGAUUAGAAAAAAAAAACAGAAUUAGAAGAAAAAUGGCAGACUCAGACCAAACAUUUCCAGCUGCAGAUGUUGCUGCUGAAUUGAAUCUUGGGAGUAACACCAAGGUUCAAGUUGAUCCUGUUUCAUCUGAGGUGGCUGCUGCCAAGGAACAAGCUGAGGCAGAAGAGAAGAGAAAGGAAAGGAAAAAGAAGGAAGCAUUGCAUACACUUAAAUCAGCAAUUAUAAUCUCAGGCAUAGUUGUGGCUGUGGCAGGAGCUGCAAUUGUCAUAACCAAAAAGUUAAAAGAGAAAUGAUCACACCAAUUGUUGAUACAAGAUUUGUGUACUAUCAAAUUAGUUUCAUUUUGCUAUUUCCUCACUUUAUUAUUUUAUUAUAAGAAUUAGUACACAUUUUUUGGGUUAUCAAAUAAAUCUUGA
Messenger RNA from Arachis stenosperma, 460 nucleotides. RefSeq lists its product as uncharacterized. NCBI's taxonomy places the organism in Eukaryota, Viridiplantae, Streptophyta, Magnoliopsida, Fabales, Fabaceae. The record is from RefSeq and is a predicted model, not a curated record. The transcript has 2 exons. The coding region runs from base 77 to 337 and encodes 86 amino acids.